Messenger RNA from Aspergillus aculeatus ATCC 16872, 270 nucleotides. RefSeq lists its product as uncharacterized. The record is from RefSeq and is a predicted model, not a curated record. Bases 1 to 270 code for a protein of 89 amino acids. The transcript is spliced from 2 exons. NCBI's taxonomy places the organism in Eukaryota, Fungi, Ascomycota, Eurotiomycetes, Eurotiales, Aspergillaceae.
AUGCGGUUCAUCAUCCCCCUCACCCUCCUGCUGACCUCGCUGGCGCUCGCGGCGCCAACCGCCGACGCCGACGCCGACGCCGAAGCUGAUACCGCUGAUGCAGCGGCGGUGGUGGACGACGUGUCCGCCCCGGCACCCGCGGACGAGGCCAACACCCAGUGGUGUCGGCGCGGGUAUGACCAGUGCAUGAACAAUUGUCAUCGGAAUCAUGGGGGGCAGCGGUGUUAUCAUUACCACCCCUUGUGGUGGCUGCGGGGGUUUUAUGACUAG